CGGGAGCCAGACAGGCACGCGCACGGGCAACAGACGCGGGACGAGGGGCGGGCAGGAAAAAGGGAACAGGGUGGGGACGGGUUCUAGGUGCGUCCCGCACCCCCGCAGGCCCAGAGCGAUGGCGACCCCAGUCACUCCAGGAUCCCCGGCACUCACCCCAGUGGGUGCCCUCUCCCGGGGAGGGCCCCAGUGCCUUCCGGACCCACCGCCGGAGCCCAAGCAGCUGCCGGAGCUGAUCCGCCAGAAGCGGGACGGAGGCCGGCUGAGCGCGGAGGACAUCAGGAGUUUCGUGCGUGCCGUGGUGGACGGCAGCGCCCAGGGCGCACAAAUAGGGGCCAUGCUCAUGGCCAUCCGACUGCAAGGCAUGGACCUGGAGGAGACUGUGGCACUGACCCAGGCCCUAGCCAACUCUGGGCAGCAGCUGGAGUGGCCAGAGACCUGGCGCCAGCAGCUCGUGGACAAACAUUCCACAGGGGGAGUGGGUGACAAAGUCAGCCUGGUCCUGGCACCUGCCCUGGCUGCCUGUGGCUGCAAGGUACCCAUGAUCAGUGGACAUGGUUUGGGACACACAGGGGGCACCUUGGAUAAACUGGAGUCUAUUCCUGGAUUCACCGUUAUCCAGAGCCCAGAACAGAUGCAAGGUCUUCUGGAGAGAGUGGGCUGCUGUAUUGUGGGUCAGAGCAAGAAGCUGGUUCCUGCAGAUGGAAUCCUGUAUGAAGCCAGAGACGUGACAGCAACUGUUGACAGCCUGCCACUCAUCACAGCCUCCAUCCUCAGUAAGAAGGUGGUGGAGAGCCUGUCUGCUUUGGUGGUGGACGUGAAGUUCGGAGGGGCAGCUGUCUUCCCUAGCCAGGCAGAGGCCCGGGAGCUGGCAAGAGCACUGGUUGCUGUAGGGACAGGCCUGGGGCUUCGGGUUGCAGCCGCCCUGACUGCUAUGGACCACCCCCUGGGCCGCUGCGUGGGCCACACCCUGGAGGUGGAGGAGGCGCUGCUUUGCUUAGACGGCGCGGGGCCACCGGACCUGCGGGACCUGGUCACUAGGCUCGGGGGCGCCCUGCUCUGGCUCAACGGACAGGUGGAGGCCCAGGCCGAGGGCGCAGCCCGGGUGGCCGCAGCGCUGGACGACGGCUCAGCCCGGGACCGCUUCGAGCGAAUGCUCGCGACGCAGGGUGUGGACCCGGGCCUGGCCCGAGCCCUGUGCUCCGGGGACCCCGCGCAGCGCCGGCAGCUGCUGUGGCUCCGGGUGCAUCUGGACGCGCCUGCGCUCAGCGGCCCGCAGCGCCGUGCCCUGCAGGGGGCGCUCGUGCUCUCGGACCGCGAGCCCUUCAGCGCCCCCUCGCCCUUCGCCGAGCUCAUCUUGCCGCCGACGGACGCGCAGCAAUAAAGCUCGAGAGCCGCAAAGCC
This is a messenger RNA of Miniopterus natalensis, 1404 nucleotides long. Lineage: Eukaryota; Metazoa; Chordata; Mammalia; Chiroptera; Miniopteridae. The record is from RefSeq and is a predicted model, not a curated record.